UCCCUCAGACACAGCGGAUCACCGAUCCACAGAAAGAGCCGAAGAUGUCGGCUCGGUCAUGUGAUCAGCUGUGUCCAAUCACAGCUGAUCACAUGGGACAUGUACACUGAUCAUCAGGGCACUGAUGAUCAAUGUGCCCUGAUGAUCAGUGUAGCGCCAGCAGUGCCACCUGUCAGUGUCCAUCAGUGCCAUGUGCCAGUGCCCAUCAGUGCCUACCAGUGCACAUCAAUGCCACAUAUCAGUGCCCAUCUGAGCUGCCUUUCAGUGUCACCAAUUAGUGCCACCUAUCAAUGCCAGUGGCAGCCUAUCAGUGCCGCCUAUCUGUGCCAGUCAGUGCCACCUAACAUUGCCAGUCAGUGCCGCCUAUCAGUGCCCAUCAGU
This is a messenger RNA of Staurois parvus, 381 nucleotides long. NCBI's taxonomy places the organism in Eukaryota, Metazoa, Chordata, Amphibia, Anura, Ranidae. The record is from the annotation of a GenBank genome assembly.